Messenger RNA from Ectocarpus siliculosus, 715 nucleotides. NCBI's taxonomy places the organism in Eukaryota, Phaeophyceae, Ectocarpales, Ectocarpaceae. The record is from the annotation of a GenBank genome assembly.
UUCUCUCCAGUCGUGGCGGGCACCGUGAUCAUCCUCCUCAUUCAGGUUGUGCUGACCCUCACGGCCAUUGAUGAUUGGGGGGGCGACACAAGGAAGGCGAUGGUUGAGCUCGAGGAGGUGCGUGCUGCUUAUAGUAUAUGGUGUCUUUGCUUGGCCUGCUCUCCGGCGGUCGGCAAUCGAUUCUCACACAACACGCUGGGAUCAGCAUAGAGGGUGUCUAGACGGUGAAGAAGGCUGUCUUUGUCUCGCCGACAUAUGUUGAGUUGACCUCUCUCUCUGUUUCUGUCUCUCUUAUCUCCGUCUCUUUUCUCUCUUUGCUUCCUCUUCUCUCAUGGAAUCAGGCGAACCUGCUCAAGCUUGCGGAAGCGAAAGCCGAGUUUGUGUCAGAGCAAUUCGGAAGGGUUGAGGAGAGCAUUCUGCAGCUGCAAGUGUUUGCGGGGCAGGCUAUUUUGGCCGUUCCAGAGACGAUGACGGUCAACUCCUACUUGACCAGCUAUUCGGGACUUCUUCAAUCUGACACAACCUUCGAUAAUAGUGUUUGGCAAGUACACUCUACCCGGAGACUUUUAGUACAAUGCUUCUUGAGAGGGCAAAGUUGCCUCCAAGGCCCUGGCAGCCGGAGUAUUUGUCCUUACGUGUAAAGCUCAACAUGCCCAGAGUAAAACGCGUGAUGCUCGCUACUCAACGUCCUUAGAGAACCGUGCAUGUGUGCUCC